Molecule: messenger RNA, 829 nt
Organism: Helianthus annuus (common sunflower)
Lineage: Eukaryota; Viridiplantae; Streptophyta; Magnoliopsida; Asterales; Asteraceae
Product: PLASMODESMATA CALLOSE-BINDING PROTEIN 3
Exons: 3
Coding region: 103-705 (200 amino acids)
Source: RefSeq, a predicted model, not a curated record
UAUUCCCUCACAAAAGUCACUCCCCAUCAUCCAUCUUUAGCUUUACCAGCACACUCUAGUGUGUGUAGUUGUCUUGCUUUACUUCACAAACACUUUGCUCAAAUGGAAAUCAUCCUAUACCGGGCGGUAACAACGGUGGUGCUGGUGGUUCUCUACAGCCGCAUCGUGGCUGCAACAUGGUGCGUAGUCAGGAGCGAAGCCUCAAGAGAGGCGUUACAGGCGGCUCUUGACUAUGCAUGCGGCGCAGGAGCUGAUUGCGCGCCAAUACAGCCGUCUGGAUUGUGUUUUCUUCCUAACACAAUUCAAGCACACGCCUCAUAUGCCUUUAAUAGCUAUUACAUGCGCCGAUCCAUGGCUCCCGGAUCAUGUGACUUUGCUGGCACUGCCACCAUUGCCAAAACCGAUCCAAGUUAUGGAUCAUGCAACUAUCCGGCUUCACCGAGCGUGGCGGGAGGUAUUAUUAUUCCUCCUGGAGGAGGAGGCGCAGCCACAACAAUCGUCACUCCAACUACAUACAUCACACCACCACCACCACCAUCCACCUCUACACCGUUAUUUGCGGGUGCUGGGGGCCUAAAUCCGUUUGGCAUGGUACCUACCUUAGCCACACCAUCAAAUGCUAGAGCUUUGUUUGACUUCUCCAUUUUGAAAAUUCAGUUUCCAAACCUAAUUUUCUUAGUGUUAACCUUGUGGAUGUUUUUGUAGCAUAUUUUGUUCUGCAAAUUAGGUAUUUAGGACAAUUUUGUUGUAAGUUAUGCAAUUGUAUUUUCUGUCUCAUGUUUUUAUAAUACUAUUUAUUAUCUUAUUGACCAGUUUCAUCAUUUUGCAA